AUGCGGGUGCGCUUCGGGGUGGUGGUGCCGCCCGCGGUGGCCGGCGCGAGCCCCGAGCUGCUGGUCGUGGGGUCGCGGCCCGAGCUGGGGCGCUGGGAGCCGCAGGGCGCCGUGCGUCUCCGGCCGGCGGGCUCGGCGGCAGGCCCCGGGUCGCUGGCGCUGCAGGAGCCCGGCCUGUGGCUCGGGGAGGUGGAGCUGGAGGAGGAGGAGGCGGCGGCGGCGGCGCAGGACGGGGCGGAGCCGGGCCGCGUGGACACGUUCUGGUACAAGUUCCUGCAGCGCGAGCCCGGAGGAGAGCUGCGCUGGGAAGGCAGUGGGCCUCACCACGACCGUUGCUGUGCGUAUGACGAAAACAACUUGGUGGACGGUGUUUAUUGUCUCCCAAUUGGACACUGGAUUGAGGCCACUGGGCACACCAACGAAAUGAAGCACACGACAGACUUCUAUUUUAAUAUUGCAGGCCACCACGCCAUGCAUUAUUCAAGAAUCCUACCAAAUAUCUGGCUGGGUAGCUGUCCUCGCCAACUGGAGCAUGUGACCAUUAAACUGAAGCAUGAAUUGGGAAUUACAGCUGUCAUGAAUUUCCAGACUGAAUGGGAUAUCAUCCAGAAUUCUUCAGGCUGUAACCGCUACCCAGAGCCCAUGACUCCAGACACUAUGAUGAAAUUGUACAAGGAAGAAGGCUUGGUCUACAUCUGGAUGCCCACACCAGACAUGAGCACCGAGGGCCGAGUGCAGAUGCUGCCCCAGGCUGUGUGUCUCCUGCACGCGCUUCUGGAGAACGGACACACGGUGUACGUGCACUGCAACGCGGGCGUGGGCCGCUCCACGGCCGCCGUGUGCGGAUGGCUCCACUACGUGAUGGGCUGGAAUCUGCGGAAGGUGCAGUAUUUCCUCGUGGCCAAGAGGCCGGCCGUGUACAUUGAUGAAGAUGCCCUGGCCAGGGCACAAGAGGACUUCUUCCAGAAAUUCGGGAAGGUUCGUUCUUCCAUGUGCAACUUCCCAGCCUGCCUCCCUUCCUCCCAACUGCCUUAAGGAGCUUUAGGGUGAAGUUAGUGUUUGUGAUGUGGAGACAGAGACUAGCCCCCCUUCCCCCCAACUGAACUCAAGGCCCAUGUUUCUGCUGUGGAUGGCUUGCUAUUAUGCUUUGGUUGGACUGGGUCCUGGAAAGGUUUUACCAAAGAACCAGUGAGUAUCACAUGAGGAAAAAGUCACAGGUGCAUGGUGAAGUGACCUUCUAGAGUCAGGCAGAGCAGACAAGGUGUGAGGUGCGGUGGCCGACAGGGGAGAGCCUUUGCCUACAGAUGCUGCACGGGGCGACGGAUGGAUUUAUGGAAGCACGUCCCUGUCCCAUAGUGACUCUGGCUUGUACAAGAAGAGAGUGGCCUGGCUCUGUGGGUUUCAUCAGUAGAAUGAGUGUAUGAGGGCACGCACACACACACACACACACACACACACACACACACACAGUGCUUUUUAGAACUGAAAUGAUGUUCAUUUGCCAAAGGAAGGAAAGAAUGUAGAAUCCUGAACUAUGACACAGGAAGAGAGCCCAGCACGGACAAACAAACAAAACCAGUGGCUUUCUAUAAUUAUGUUUUUUCCCCCAUCCUGUUUCAUAAGUGCAAAAGCCUCCUCUUACUCUCCUGGUACACCAGCCUCUCCAUGUCCCUCCCCAUGUCAGCGCUCUAUGUUUUCUUUGUCAACACCUCUUCUCCUCUCUCCUGCCCUUCUCUCCAUUCCUUUCCAAGACGAGGUCUUACUCUGUAGGCCUGCCAGCCUGGGUCUCGUGGCAUGCCUCCUGCCUCAGGCUCCUGAGCGCUAGGAUUUUAGGCCUGGGCCAUUAUGCCCAGCAGCUCUGUUUAUUUAUUUAUUUAUUUUUCAUGGAAUCAUGACGUGUGUAUUUCCUCAGUGCUGAUCCCAAUGCAGUUUGUUGUUUUCCAGCAGAGCAUCAUGGGUACAGUUUAGUCCCCCCCCCUGCACAAGGUCAGCACUGUAGCCACUUCUGUGAAAAAUGGAACAGUGUUCCUUGGUCAGUGGCCAGAGAAUUUAAGAAAGCAGUUCUAUUUUGUACGGCCCAAUUUAAAACCAUGGUGGGGAGCUCAAGGUCAGUGUGGCCUGCAGCGUAGCUCAUGAGAGGAAGUUGUUGCAGAGGAAUCCAGGACGCCCGCAUCCCCUGACCACUGUGGUCUGAUGCUGGCUGCACCUUCAGUUUCAUAUAGUGCACAGUUUUAUUCCUCCUGAAUAUGCACUUCACUCCAUUAGUUCCAUCGGAGAGACAAAGAUGAGCUAGAGUUUGCCUCCCGAGUACACAGCAUAGGAACAGCCCUUGUGUUCAACCCUCUGCAAUGCAGGACUGGGCAGUGACUGACCUCUUAGGACCCAGCAAGGGGAGGAAUCUUUUGUGGAGUGUCUCUUUGUGCCGGGUGCCUCGCCACCUCCACUUCUGUCUUCACGGCACCCUGCGGUGAAGGGAAGUUGAAACUCAGAGGGGUUCCAAGUGCCCAGUGUCAUCGUCAGGGGCUGAGUCCGUGAAAUGAUAUGCAAAGCUCGACUUGCCUCUCUCUCUCUCUCUCUCUCUCAAAGCCCGUGCUUUAAAAAGCUAAGUUACGGGGGCUGGGGAGAUGGCUUAGCAGUCAAGGUGGUUGCCUGCAAACCCCUAAGGACCCAAGUUCGACUCUCCAGAUCCAGCCAGACACAUGAGAUGACGCAAGUGCAAGGUCACACAU
This is a messenger RNA of Jaculus jaculus (lesser Egyptian jerboa), 2729 nucleotides long. RefSeq names its product EPM2A glucan phosphatase, laforin (gene Epm2a). NCBI's taxonomy places the organism in Eukaryota, Metazoa, Chordata, Mammalia, Rodentia, Dipodidae. Gene Ontology annotation, biological process: protein dephosphorylation. The transcript has 4 exons. Gene Ontology annotation, cellular component: nucleus; cytoplasm. The coding region runs from base 1 to 1035 and encodes 344 amino acids. Gene Ontology annotation, molecular function: protein tyrosine phosphatase activity; protein tyrosine/serine/threonine phosphatase activity; starch binding. The record is from RefSeq and is a predicted model, not a curated record.